Molecule: messenger RNA, 1551 nt
Organism: Chironomus riparius
Lineage: Eukaryota; Metazoa; Arthropoda; Insecta; Diptera; Chironomidae
Source: the annotation of a GenBank genome assembly
AUGGAAAUAAAAAGUUUGCCAAAUGAACUUCAAGAGGAAAUAUUCACAUAUCUCAAUUGUAAUGAAUUAAUGGCUAUGAUGCUAGUGGAUAAAUAUACAAAAAGUAUUAUUGAAAGCUCGCCAAUAUUGAUGAGUAAUUUGCCGAUACUCAUUAUUGAUGAGGAUGAAUUCUACGAUGACAACGAAAGGUCUAUUGAACCCAUUUUGGAAUCGACACGUCGAGCGACAAAGAUUGUUAUUAAAUUGAAAAGAGAUAAAAUUAUGAAGUAUUUGGUGAUUUUUAAAAAGUUUAGUGACACAGUUCGGGAAUUGGAAAUUCAUGAUUAUGGAUUUGAGACAAUCGAUCAAAUGAGAAUUGUAUUGAGGCAUUUGUACAAUCUCAAGAGGCUAACUGUGAUAAAUGUAACGUUCUUAAAACCUGAAAAUGAAUUCCUCAAUUCUAUUGUUCAAGUCCCAAAACUAUCAAUGCUUGAAUUACGCGAAAUAAACUGCGUAAAUACCGACGAGAAAAUGUUCGCGCUCUUUGCAAACAACUACGACAUUCAAUUACGAAAGAUAAGGCUCAAAUGUGAUGGUCGGAAUACAUCUAACUGCUUAGAUUUUUGCGAGAUGAUGACUCAACAAGCUUACGUGAAGUCAUUGACAUUUGAAAAUGUGACGUCAAAAAAUUGUAACAUUUUCAAUUAUGAGAAUUUCCUUCAAUGUCAAUUGAGGCAUUUGGAGAUAGUGAACUGCCAGUUGUCGAGAGAACAUAUGAAGGUCAUGCUGAACAUGAUUAAAAAUCAACAGAAUUUAGAAACAAUUAAAGUUAUCAACACGCCGAUUCCAUCGUCUCUCGAUAUUAUUUUUGUUUAUCGACAAAUGUUUUCAAAUCCGAUAAAGGAAGUGCACGUGGAUAUAAAUGACUUGUCAUUCUUUCACAGUCAUAGCUUUACGAAUCGCUCGAUUAGAAACUUAACAAUUCACGGGAAUUUCGCAUUCGAAAAUCUUCCAAUUUUCAUCAAUUUCAUCAAAAUCUUUCCAAAUGUUGAGCAUUUAAAGCUAGUCGGUGAUAUGCCAAUAAGCGAUAAAUAUUUAUUUCAUAUUUUAUCAACCUUUUCCAAUCUCGAAGAACUCUCCAUACCCGGCUUCACAUCACGUACUAUCGAUUCGAAUUUCUCAAAUCUCUCAUGUCUCGAUGUUAAACUUAAAACCUUAAUUCUCGAUUACAUUGAUUAUGAUGUAAAGUUCUUCGGAUGGAAAAAUAUUGUGAGCAAUGUGAAUUCGAUUGAAAAGCUGAUUAUAAAGCGCGAUUACUGUAACGUAUCGAAUGAAAUUGUUGAUAUUAUAAUUAAGAAAUUAAAGCUAAAGCAUCUAGAACUUGGAUGUGGAGUUGUGUCUGAAGAUAUUCUACGAAAUAUAGUGUACAAUAAUUGUGCUGAUGAACUGAGGGUCCUGAAAAUUACACAAAGUGAUUUCGAUAAGAUUAAGUGCAUUUUUGAUUUCAAUAAGCUGUUCAAGAGUAACAGAUUGCUGCUAUCUCUAUGCAAUGAUGGAUAUUUCGUUAAAUGA